This is a messenger RNA of Chelonia mydas (Green sea turtle), 1287 nucleotides long. RefSeq names its product parkin coregulated (gene PACRG). NCBI's taxonomy places the organism in Eukaryota, Metazoa, Chordata, Testudines, Cheloniidae. The transcript has 6 exons. Gene Ontology annotation, molecular function: Hsp90 protein binding; Hsp70 protein binding. The record is from RefSeq and is a predicted model, not a curated record. Gene Ontology annotation, cellular component: vesicle; cytosol; neuron projection. The coding region runs from base 199 to 963 and encodes 254 amino acids.
AGUACUCUGGGUAGUGUAGUUCUCUCGUGCGUGCGCUCUUUCCUGCUCUAGCCCGGGCUGUUCCACGUGAUCGGCGCAAUUCCCCCCCCCUUCUCACGUGACCGCAAACAGAAGCCGGGCAAGUUGUUGACACGUUGCCUAGCAACCGAGAGGCGUCCCUGGAAGCGUGUUGGUGUUAGCGACAAAGUGCCUGGUGAGAUGGUGGCAGAGAAAGAUGGUUCGAGCCCCCCGAAACUCACUGGAGAGAGACCUCCACAACAACAGCAGCCACUGGGGCAGCUGAGGAGAACCAAGCAGCAGGUCACCGAUGGAUUCACUGUUAAAGCCAUGAUGAGAAACACUGUGGUAAGAGGACCCCCAGUUGCAGGAGCAUUUAAAGAAAGACCAACAAAGCCUACAGCAUUUCGCAAGUUUUAUGAGCGAGGAGACUUCCCAAUUGCCCUUGAGCAUGAUUCGAGAGGAAAUAAAAUAGCCUGGAAGGUGGAGAUUGAGAAACUGGACUAUCAUCACUAUCUGCCUCUGUUUUUUGAUGGGCUUUGUGAAAUGACAUUUCCCUAUGAGUUUUUUGCUCGGCAAGGAAUCCACGACAUGCUGGAACAUGGGGGAAACAAGAUUCUCCCUGUCAUUCCUCAGCUCAUUAUCCCAAUAAAAAAUGCACUGAACCUUCGUAACAGACAGGUCAUCUGCAUCACGCUCAAAGUCCUCCAGCACCUGGUGGUGUCAGCUGACAUGGUGGGGGAAGCCUUGGUGCCCUAUUAUCGUCAAAUCCUCCCCAUCCUAAACAUCUUUAAGAAUAUGAAUGUUAAUUCAGGAGACGGUAUUGACUACAGCCAGCAGAAGCGUGAAAAUAUUGGAGAUUUGAUUCAAGAGACACUGGAAGCCUUUGAGCGCUAUGGUGGAGAAGACGCUUAUAUAAACAUUAAAUACAUGGUCCCUACCUAUCAAUCGUGCUUGUUAAACUAACAGAUAGGACAGUUAUGUCAACAGGGGUGAUUCCAUUUGUAUUCUCAAAGGCUACAUCCAAUUCUGUAUAAUAUCUUGUUAUUCACGCUUUCUUUCUCUACAGCUGCUAAAGUAGUGGCUUCUGGACCAUUAGACUGCUAGCACUAUUGUGAACAAGUCUUUCCAAUACAUAAAUAGUGCCUGUUCCUUAGAUUACAAUGGUGUACUGUGCUUAUUUGUUCUGCGAAAGAAUUACUUCUUUAUAACAGAGCUGACUGGAGCAAGAGUCAGAGUUAAACCUUCAGUUGUGUAGACAAUAAAACCAUAAUUUUCAUACGCAAUUCA